UUUGGGAAAGAGAGAGAGAGAGAGGGAAGACCUUUACCUACCUCUACUUCUGAAGAGAAAGUCUGAAACUGACUCUCUCUAAUCGCUCACAGAAACUGAUUGAAGCCACCAAAAACUGUCUUUCUCUUUCUCUCUCUCUCUCCUCCUCUUACCUCUUAUCUCUCUCUCUCUCUCUAUCUGGGUUUUUCAUUUCCACUCCUAAAUUCGCCUAUACGAGCUCUAUAUGAUGGCAUGAUGUACUACAUCGAAGGGCUUGUUCUAUUUGGUUUAACCUAAAAACUUGGCUAGGUUUUCCUUUGUACUUCCAUCAAGCUUUUGUUCAAUUGACAACAGCUAUCUAAGGAGAGUGAGCUGCAUGCUAUCUGCGUGUGCAUUUUCAAGUGAAUAAACUCUUCAUGGCCUUUAGACCUUUUUAUGAAAGAGGGUUCCAAUCCAGUGUAUCCAGUAUGGAGGAUAUUCGUUUAAAUACCAAUUGGGAAGAUGUGAUUUGCCCUAUAUGCUUGGAUUUCCCUCACAAUGGUGUACUUCUCCAAUGCUCAUCUUAUGAGAAAGGAUGUCGUCCUUUUGUGUGUGACACAGAUCACUUGCACUCAAAUUGCUUGGACCGUUUCAAAAGUGCUUAUGGUAUGUCGUCACCUUCAACAUCUGAUGUAACUCCCACAGAAAGCACUGAACCAGUGGUAUCUGAAGUCUGUAAACCAAGUUGUCCCUUGUGUAGAGGAGAGGUUACUGGGUGGGUUGUUGUCGACAAGGCCCGUCUGUAUCUGGAUGAGAAGAAGCGUUGUUGUGAGGAGCAUCAAUGUAAAUUUAUGGGAACUUACACAGAGCUACAAAAACAUGCUCAACUAGAGCAUCCUCAUGCUCGUCCAUCAAAGAUUGAUCCCGCUCGGCAGCUUGAUUGGGAGAAUUUCCAGCAGUCCUCAGAGAUCAUAGAUGUUUUGAGCACUAUUCAUUCAGAAGUCCCACGCGGGGUGGUUUUAGGAGACUAUGUAAUUGAAUAUGGGGAUGAUGAAACUGGAGAUGAGUUUGAGGACUUUCCUGGGGAUGAGGGGAACUGGUGGACCUCUUGUAUCUUGUAUCAGGUGUUUGAUAACAUUAGGAAUUCUAGAAACAGAAGAAGGUCAAGAGUUAGUGAUACAAGAAGGGGGAAUCGACGUAUAAGUUACGAUACUUCCAAUUCUGAUGAAGGUUCUGUAACAUCUGUAGAUUAUUCUGAGUAUAGGGUAGAUGAGACUGAUGAUGAAUUUGUGAGUACAAAUGUCCCCUCAAGGGGUAGCUCCAAUCAUCGCAGUUCUCGAAGACGCCGUUCCCGCUUCUAUGACAAUUAGCUUAGCAGUUAGCAGUGAAGUUAAAAAAUGGAGAGAUCCACUGGAAGUGGAAAGCAUUGUAUGCUUGCUGCAGAUCAUGUGAAGGUUAAAAACAUGCAAAAUCUGCAUCUGGAUCUUAUCUUGUUAACAGUUGUAAUGAGAUGUGCUGAUUAGACUUGGAUGCACUUGAAAAUUCUCGUGUGGUCAUGUUAUGACCACUUUUGUAACCUAAUCAUUUCUCUUUUGCUAUAAAAACAUUUGUUUGUACUCAUAUAGAAGUGGGAGGAUGAGUAGAAGUACUAUAACUUUGUGAAGGUUUGCUGAUGACCUACCAUUUUGUCUUACUUCUGUUCUGCUUACCAACUUGUGGCAUUGCUACUAUUCUUUACUACUGCUGGCUAAUAAAUAUAUAAAGUACCAACGCAUCGUGUUAGGAUGGUUCUUUUA
Messenger RNA from Quercus lobata, 1754 nucleotides. RefSeq names its product E3 ubiquitin-protein ligase, putative (DUF1644). Bases 396 to 1328 code for a protein of 310 amino acids. The record is from RefSeq and is a predicted model, not a curated record. Lineage: Eukaryota; Viridiplantae; Streptophyta; Magnoliopsida; Fagales; Fagaceae. The transcript has 4 exons.